ACGUCCACCUUUGCUGUGUCAAAGUGGAGCCUGGUGUGUGCCUGCGCUGCGACUUCAUCUCGUCUCUUUCAUGUUUUGCAUACACUCCUGUUAAAUUGUAAGGCUAGCUGUUUACCUGGGUAGGUUAAUAAAAGUAUGACCAGCGUUCAGUCCACUCUCUCCAGUGGUGUUCUGCGUGUGUAUCCUGCUAACUGGUCACCUAGCUAAUUGGCAAUAUGCCCGCAGCUACUGUGGAUCACAGCCAAAGAAUAUGUGAGGUUUGGUCCAACAACCUGGAGGAGGAGCUGAAGAGGAUCCGACAGGUCAUCCGAAAGUACAACUAUAUAGCAAUGGACACAGAGUUUCCGGGUGUUGUAGCCAGACCGAUUGGAGAGUUCAGAAGCAAUGCUGACUACCAGUACCAGUUGCUGCGAUGCAAUGUGGAUUUGCUGAAGAUAAUACAGCUAGGCCUCACAUUUAUGAAUGAGCAGGGAGAAUAUCCUCCAGGAACAUCAACAUGGCAGUUCAAUUUUAAGUUCAACCUCAUAGAAGAUAUGUAUGCACAGGACUCCAUUGAGCUUCUGACCACUUCAGGGAUUCAGUUCAAGAAGCACGAGGAGGAAGGCAUUGAGACGCUGUACUUCGCAGAGCUGCUGAUGACGUCCGGAGUGGUGCUGUGUGAUGGAGUCAAGUGGCUGUCUUUUCAUAGCGGCUAUGACUUUGGAUACCUGAUCAAGAUCCUGUCGAACGCCAACCUGCCUGAGGAGGAGGUAGACUUCUUUGAGAUUCUCCGCUUGUACUUCCCAGUCAUUUAUGAUGUGAAGUACCUGAUGAAGAGCUGUAAGAACCUAAAGGGUGGGCUGCAGGAAGUAGCUGAGCAGCUGGAGCUGGAGAGGAUUGGACCACAGCACCAGGCUGGUUCGGACUCUUUACUCACAGGCAUGGCGUUCUUCAAAAUGAGAGAGAUGUUCUUUGAGGAUCAUAUCGAUGAUGCGAAGUACUGCGGUCACCUGUACGGGCUUGGCUCGGGCUCCGCCUACGUGCAGAACGGAACAGGAAACGCUUACGAAGAGGAGGCCAAUAAGCAGCAGUCGUGACAUCGCUCUGAAACAGCAUGGCUGGCAGAGGCCCAGCCGGUUCACCAUUAAUGGAAGAACAAAAUACCAACUUACAUAUGCAUUAUUUAGCAAGCUGUUUUUCAUUGGCUGUGCCCGCCUUAGACGAGCAAACAUGAUGGAGAAAACAAUCACAGCUGUCCUCAUCCAUGCCGCUAGCUGCAUGUGUGUGAGUUUAGUCUUUUAUUCCUGCAAGGCAGCAUAGGCAUGCGGGAUGUGGGUGGUUCAGUUCAGUUAAACAUGCUUGAAAAGAUGGGAUUUUAGUUUUCCUGAAGUGUUCUGUAGACAUGUUUUGCACUUUAAAAGCUCUAACCUGGUUUUAUAUGGAAAGCUUGAACACGUUUCCAGUGUGUCUCUGUCUCUCUCCCCUCUCUGUUGCCUUCAGUGUUCCUGUUUUACAUUGUGAACAUGUACAAAAUCUCUACCACCACAAAAGCAGCUGUCACCACGCUCAGCCUUAAUAUUAGCUGCAUUCUUCUCUUUUAAAACUUUUAAUUUAUUGUGCCGGUUACGUUACGUUGACUAGUGGCCCUAUUCAACACUAAGACCCCGACUGUGCUCGCCCUCCUCGGAGAUCCUGAUGGAUCGAGGCAACGAGAGUUCUCACCGAGUGUGUUUACCUGCACUUGAAUCUUUUGUUGAUUUGUUCAUGUGAAGAGAAUGUUUGUAACGACCCGAAUAAGCUCUGAUUGCACUGUGAGAAACCUCUUCUUGGUCCAGAGCAGGACAUGGAAACAAGUCCUUUCUUUCCUCUUAUUUUUCAUGUUCAGAUAUGUCACAUGCUGUCAUAUAAAUAGUAUGUAUCCAGAUGCAUACGAUUGCUUUUCAUUAGGAGGAAUGUGUCAUUUAUGUGUGUGUAAACGCUCUCACUGACAGAUGCACACAUGGUCAGAUGCAUGAGCUUUGUACAAUCAACCAAUGACACAAAAGCUUCUUUUUUGUUUUUUGAUUUGAUUAAACAAACCAGCUGUAGGCCAUGCUGACAUCAACCUGAACUACUCUGCUGAGAGUAAAUUUCUCUUUUAUAUUGUUUUAGUGUGACAUAAG
Messenger RNA from Girardinichthys multiradiatus, 2141 nucleotides. RefSeq names its product CCR4-NOT transcription complex, subunit 7 (gene cnot7). Gene Ontology annotation, cellular component: CCR4-NOT complex; CCR4-NOT core complex; P-body. NCBI's taxonomy places the organism in Eukaryota, Metazoa, Chordata, Actinopteri, Cyprinodontiformes, Goodeidae. The coding region runs from base 216 to 1076 and encodes 286 amino acids. The transcript has 7 exons. The record is from RefSeq and is a predicted model, not a curated record. Gene Ontology annotation, molecular function: poly(A)-specific ribonuclease activity; nucleic acid binding.